Cyprinus carpio (common carp) is the source of this 1448-nucleotide messenger RNA. RefSeq lists its product as uncharacterized. Lineage: Eukaryota; Metazoa; Chordata; Actinopteri; Cypriniformes; Cyprinidae. The record is from RefSeq and is a predicted model, not a curated record. Gene Ontology annotation, biological process: lipid metabolic process; defense response to bacterium.
AAAAAAGUAAUGCCAAGAGUGACUGUACAUCUUCACACGUUGAGGGUUGUACUGUUUCUCUUCGUCUGUGGUUUCUGGUUAAAACCAAUAUUUUUCAAAAGACUUGCACCAAAGACCCUCAUCAAGCAGAGUGUUUUCAGUUCAUUUAAACUCUUUUGCCAAACAAGAUGCUGCAGAGUAUCAUCCUUAUCAGCCUGCUGAUAUCCUCAGUUUGUGCUCUUCACUGGGAAAUGCAGAAAGAAGAUUCUACUGGAAAUGAACUUGAAAAAGGCUCUGGUGAGAUACAAACUGAACAGCAACCUGGAAUAUGCAAGGUUUGCAAAUUGGCGAUGAAGAAGCUGAAAAAACAGAUCUCAAAUGGAGCAACUCUGGAUGAUGUUAAAAAGAAGCUGGCGAUGGUCUGUGAUGAGAUUGACUCCCUAAAGUCACUGUGUAGGAAGUUUGUGUAUAAGUACAAGGACACUCUGGUCGAAGAACUUUCAACUACUGAUGAUGCCAGAACCAUCUGUAUUAACAUUGGAGUUUGCAAGAAAUGGGUGUGGAGUUAAUUAUUAAACUUUUUAAAGUUGAAGAAUUCUGUUUUCUUUGAUAAACUGAAGAAAUGUGCAAGGCUUUAUUUGUUUGUUUCUAAAGGGCUUUUCACAUUGCACUUCAUUCAUCUCUUUCUAAACCCAGUUUCUAACUCCGGUUAAUGGAAUGUUUUACGUGUUUCAGCUUUGUGAGUCCAUUUCAUUCUUACCUUUAUAGUCAGAAAAGUCCAUUCAGGAAAGAAAAAAAAAAACCUUUAUACAGUCAGCAAUAUCUGAGGAUGUGCAAUGCAAGAGCAAUAAAUGACACCGACCCUGCAAAUAUGCAAAGAAGAAUGUUAACCCAGGAUUUAGGAAUGUAGAAUCUGUACCAAAUUAACUCAGGAUUCCGUUUUCCCGUGUUUAGAAUGACUCGAGCUGAAAGGCAUACUUCAUGCUGUCAUCAUUUACCCGCCCUCAAGUUAUUCCAAAUCUGUAUAAAUGUAUUUCUUCUUUUGAACACAAACAUUACAAUUAUUUUGAAGAAUAUGUGUAACCAAAGAGUUGAUGGUCCCCAUUGAUUUCCAUAGUAUUUUUUCCAUACUAUGGAAGUCAGUGGAGACCGUAAGGUGUUUGCUUACCCUUAUUCAAAAUAUCUUCUGUUCAACAGAAAAAAAAGACAUUCAUGCAGGUUUGAGAGUGAAUAAAUAAUGAGAGACCUUUUAUUUUAAUGUGGACUACACCCUUAACUAUUUCAAGUCUAAAAAGCCCUUGAGUGUUAGCUUUAGCUGGGAAGUUGGUGAACUUCCUGGAACUUCUGCACUAGAGCUAAUGGUGUGAUUAUUGUGGUGUUGUAUGCCACAGUGUUCUGUCUAUUUGUCAUGUCUACUCAACUUUACACCACUUUUUUGCAUUCAGUUGAAAAUAAAUUUGUGAAACGAA